UUCAUUAACCUUGAGAGCACAAGGGUUCAAAGAUAGUCAAACGUUCUGAGACACUGAACAAAACCUAUGACACUGCUCCUCUGGAAUCUUCUGCAGCCGAGAUGAACUGUGCGUAUUGUGUAUCUGUCCUCGCCGUCCUGCUUCCUGUAUCGCUGAGCGUGGAAAUGACGGGGUUGUUUGGCAGCUUCACUUCCCCCAACUUCCCUCGCCCAUACCCCAACAACCAUCACACAGUGUGGAACAUCUCCGUCCCAGAAAGCCACAGGGUUAAACUCUACUUCACCCACUUCAGUCUGGAACCCUCACACCACUGUGAAUAUGAUUAUAUUCAGGUGUUUGCAGAGGCCAAUGAGACAUUGCGUUUCUGUGGCGAAGGGGAGAAAGAGUAUGUAGACGCCCCCAGGAACACAGUUAUCCUGUCGGCUGGGAACAUCAUGUCGGUAGUCUUCAGAAGUGACUACUCCAACGAGGGGCGUUUCACAGGCUUUCAAGCAUUUUACACCUCAGAAGACAUCAAUGAGUGCCUCAGCACGGUAGAUGGGGAGUCUGUGUGUGACCAUUAUUGUCACAAUUAUGUUGGUGGUUAUUACUGCACUUGCAGGUUGGGAUACCUGCUCCAUGACAACAAAAGGUCCUGCACUGUACCUUGCAGAGGUCAGGUGCUGACGGAGAGGUCAGGAGAGUUGGCCAGCCCGGGUUACCCCAGUCCAUACCCCACAAUGAGUCAUUGUAACUACACCAUACUCCUACCAGAGGGAUUCAGAGUGCUACUGGACUUCCAGGAACCGUUUGACGUAGAGGGCCACUCGGAUGUCCCCUGUCCAUAUGAUGUCUUGAAGAUCUUUACCGAAGGACAAGAGUACGGACCGUUCUGUGGAGCCUCUCCUCCUGGCAAGAUAGACACGGGCAGUUACCAAGUACAUGUCUCAUUCAGGUCGGACAUCUCAGGGAAAAACAAGGGAUGGAAGAUUAAGUAUACCAGCUUGGGAGUUCAAAAAGCAUAGUAGAACUUAAAUAUUAAAACAUAUCACAUGCUAUGCCAA
This is a messenger RNA of Salvelinus fontinalis (brook trout), 1043 nucleotides long. RefSeq names its product MBL associated serine protease 2 (gene masp2). The transcript has 6 exons. The record is from RefSeq and is a predicted model, not a curated record. NCBI's taxonomy places the organism in Eukaryota, Metazoa, Chordata, Actinopteri, Salmoniformes, Salmonidae. Gene Ontology annotation, molecular function: calcium ion binding; serine-type endopeptidase activity. Bases 102 to 1004 code for a protein of 300 amino acids.